Molecule: messenger RNA, 1359 nt
Organism: Ostertagia ostertagi
Lineage: Eukaryota; Metazoa; Nematoda; Chromadorea; Rhabditida; Trichostrongylidae
Source: the annotation of a GenBank genome assembly
AUGUUACUAUCUGAGAAGAAAUACGAUGCGCAAAAGUAUUUCCGGUCACGUGCCGAGCUGGAAAUGCUCAGCGAACCGGAAUCUCGCAUUUAUUCGUCUCUGCGUUUUGACACGUUGGCAAAGGACUUUGAUCCAAAGGAUGCGGUGAUUUAUCUGGAAAGCUCUGGACUGCUUACUGCGGAUCUUGCAGAGAAGAUUGAGGCAAAGGCAACUCGAUUAGAAAGGAUGAGAGAAUUCUUACGGAUAUACCGCAGACAGGCGACGGAUUGUGAGCCGCUUAUUUCAUACUUUGAGUUCGCGGGCCAGGAACACAUCGCAGAUUUGUUGAGGACUGAUUUGGAACACGUUCUAGAUAGUUACGAAACUUCUACCGAAGUGACUCAUUUUCCGGAACAUCUUCGGCUACGAAAAUUGUUCGCAGGAGGUGUUCCGAGAGUGUAUCAGCAUGUACGAAGAACACAGUUGCAGAAUGAUGUCGCCAAAGUAUUGAGAGAACGAAAUUCGUUUAUUGUUGUUCUCCAUGGCAUAGCUGGAUGUGGUAAAUCAACACUAGCGGCAGCCGUUUUGGCGGAUGUUCCAGAUUUGUUGGGAGGGGAUGAUAAGAGUUCGGAUCCUCCAAGAUUGGUCGAUGUGUCUUCUGUGUAUUUAUGCAAACAGAUCCAAGAGGCUCUGAUUGAUAAUCCGAAUGUGCUCGUUAUUCUGGAUGACGUUGUACAGGAAGAGACGGUGAAAUGGAUCAAUCAACUUGGCCUUCGUGUACUGGCAACCAGUAGAAAUGCAGAGCUGUUCGCCUGUGCUUUAUGCUCUGUUGACAUUGUCCACGUCGACGGCAUCACUUCUGCAGAAGCGACAGAGUUUUUCUCCAUUGAUGCGACACCAUUGCAAGGAAAGAAGGAAGAAAUCCAGUCAGCCAUUAGCGCUGCAUUCGCAGUCUCCAGUGGAAAUGUUGCCUUGCUGAAUAUGCUCAAAAAAGCAGCUUCAGGUCGAGCGGAUCGUUUGGCUACAUUCUCCCGCCACUUAGAAGAACGCGGCUUGUCGUGGUUGACUCAGAAAAGCUCAUAUGAGUACGUUUCGAUGCACAUGUCAUUGACGACAUCAGUAGAGCGUUUGUCAUCAGACGAGCGAGAUACUCUUGCGUGUGCCGCGAUCUUGCCGUCGGAGGACGACAUUCCGCUUCAGGUGUGGGCGUUAUUCGUGCCAGUUGAUGUCGUUGACACUGAUGAGGCCGAGUUCCUAAUGUUUUUGUCCGAUCGACUCAGUAGAAUAUGUAGCAAUGGCGGCUGGUUAUUGCAUAAUCCGACGAAGGGCAACUUUUCGAAUAAGCAGAAUGGUGGAGAUUUAUCUACGAGAGGCUCUUGA